GCCGCUCCAGGAUCCUUCGCGCGCGCCGGGUCAGCCGCGUCCCUGUCCCAGCGUCCCCAGCCGGCUUGAGCCAUGGAAGCGCCGCGCCUGCUGCUCGUGCUGUGUGUUCUGCUGAGCCUGUCAGAAGCCAGAGAACAGAACAACAUGGGCUGUACCCUGCGUUGCCCUGACAACUCCACAUGUUUCAACAACUCCUGUGUCUGCAAAGCUGGAUUUUCACCUGAGCACAUCAGCAUCACGGACAGUUGUGAUGACAUCAACGAGUGUGUGCCUCCGAACAGUGUGAACUGUGGGCCGUUUGCCGACUGCAAGAACACAGUGGGGAGCUACUACUGUGAGUGCAGCCCGGGAUAUAAGCUCAAGACUGGAGCUACCAAGUUCAUGAAUCUGAGUGAGAACACAUGCCAUGAAACAACGACGCCUGCCACUUUAGGCUCAGCUGUGCCUACAAAUUUCCCUGAAGUUCCAGUCACCAUGGAUCCAAGGACUCAAGCUGGAUCCUCGGGAAGAAGGAUAGAGGAUGUGAACCAGCCAACACAGGACCACAGCACCUGCCAGGGCCCUAGUGAAGGCAAAUCCAUCUGUAAUUGUUCUCCAGGGUUCAAGUUCACCCCGGAAGGCCCAAGGCAGUGCACAGAUGUGAAUGAAUGCAUGUCUGGACAGAAACCAUGCCACAACACCACCCACUGCAUCAACACUGCCGGUAGUUUUCAGUGCAAAUGCCGGCGUGGAUGGAAGCCAGUUCCCGGAUCCCGCGAUGGUCCUCCCGACACCAUAUGUGAAGAGGUGGAUGAGUGUGCCACUGGGCAGCAUGAGUGCCACAAUUCUACCACCUGCGUCAACUCCGUGGGGUCAUAUAGGUGCCGCUGCCGGCCAGGUUGGAAGCCAAUGCCUGGGUUCCGCAAUGGCCCAAAGAAUACCACUUGCCAAGAGAUCCCCUUCCCUGUCUGGCGCCUGCCCUCUGGGAUCUCCAGCAAGAACCUCUCAGCCUUCCUUGACAAAGUCCAGGGUCUGAGUCGAGACUUGAAGUCCCAAGCAGCUGAGCAGAUCAUCAAGAAAUUUGUUGGGGUCGUGGAUGGGCUGCUGGAAGCCCCUGGGGACAUAAAGAACCUCUCCCAGAGAGACACGCACCGGGUCGCCACCUGGCUGCUCUCGUACCUUGAGCAUAUCCUGAGGUCCCUGGCCCAGGCCUUGCCCGAGGGCAGCCUCACCUACUCAUCCCCUUCUGGAACAGAGCUGUCCCUGGUGGUCAAGGAGAGCGGCAGCGGGAAUGUCACUGCGGGCCAGGGCCACGCACGGAUGCUGCUGGACUGGGCUGUCGUAGCAGGAGCAGAGGAUUCAAGCCAUGCUGUGGUGGGCAUGCUGUCCAGUCAGCACAUGGAGAAGUGGCUGGCCAAUGCCUCACUGGCCCUGGAGCCCGAGAAGCUGGUGCAGCUGACAGAGGCCAAGGAGAGACCUGUCCACGGGGCACGGGCCACGCUCCUCUCUGCUGUCAACUCUGUCUUUCUGAGCAACACCAACACGGACAAACUGGCCUCUCCAGUGACCUUUGCGUUCUCCCACCGUCCGGAGGAGCCUGGGACAGAGCUAAUCUGUGCCUUCUGGAAGAAUGACAGCAGCGGAAACGGACACUGGGCUACCACAGGCUGCCGGAGGCUGGGCAGUGGGAAGAACAGCACCACCUGCCAGUGUAACCACCUGAGCAGCUUCGCCGUCCUCAUGGCCCACUACCAGUUGGAGGACUGGAAGCUGACCCUGAUCACCAAGGUGGGGCUGUCGGUGUCGCUCAUCUGCCUGCUGUUGUGCAUCAUAACCUUCCUGCUGGUGCGGCCAAUCCAGAGCUCGCGUACCACCGUGCACCUACACCUCUGCAUCUGCCUUUUUGUGGGCUCCACCGUCUUCCUGGCGGGCAUUGAGAACGAAGGCGGCGAGGUGGGGCUGCGCUGCCGCCUGGUGGCAGGACUGCUGCACUACUUCUUCCUGGCUGCCUUCUGCUGGAUGAGUCUGGAGGGUGUAGAGCUCUACUUCCUUGUGGUACGCGUAUUCCAGGGCCAGGGCCUGGCCACGCGCUGGCAGUGCCUGAUCGGCUACGGCGUACCCCUGAUCAUCGUGGCCAUCUCGGCGGCGGCCAACAGCUCAGGAUAUGGCCACACCGCCCACUGCUGGCUGGAUCCGAAGCGGGGUUUCCUCUGGAGCUUUCUGGGACCGCUGACUUUUGUCAUCUUGUGCAAUGCCAUCAUCUUUGUGGUUACUGUGUGGAAGCUCACAGAAAAGUUUUCCGAGAUUAACCCAGAUAUGAAGAAAUUGCGGAAGGCGAGGGUGGUGACUAUCACUGCCGUGGCACAGCUCUUUGUGCUGGGCUGCACCUGGGGCUUCGGCUUGUUCCUCUUCAGCCCAGAGAGCUGGCACGACACAGUACUGACCUACGUGUUCACAGUGCUCAACUGCCUACAGGGCACCUUCCUCUUCCUGCUGCACUGUCUGCUCAAUAAGAAGGUAAGGGCAGAGUACCGCAAGUGGGCCUGCGCAGUCACCGGUAACAAGUACUCAGAAUUCGCCUCCUCCACUGGCAGCACCAGCCAACAGACCCGGGCCCUCAGACCAUCGGAGUCCGGGAUAUGAAGUCCAGGCUUGUGCGCCGACAUCAUCCUGUCCUAUCCCAGUGCUGCAGUCUUACACCUCAGGCUGCCUGCAGUGCAGAGGGCAGACAGAGCAGCUGCUCCUGACCUAAGAGCACGCAGGAAGCAGGAGUGGUGGAGGGACCUGCUCCUGGCUGCCUUUGCCACAACCCCAGCUGUGACUUGAUAUGCCAAGCCAAACCAGGGGACAAACCUAGGGCCCUGCCUCAACCUGCCCCUUUGUCUUCAGCUGUCUGCCAGACUAGAAGAGGAGCACAGGUUCAACUUCCCUAAGCUAGGACUGAUGCCAUGCCGGAGUGCUGGCCAUGCCCAAGUUCACGGUACAGAGGCGGCUGCCUGCAUGAAGGCACAGCGACCUCACAUUGUGAAAAGUUGUUGAUAUUUUGUUGUCUGUGUAAACCUUUCAAUGUUCACAUUUAAAAUUAAAUAUAUCACAUUGAUACAGAA
This is a messenger RNA of Octodon degus (degu), 3086 nucleotides long. RefSeq names its product adhesion G protein-coupled receptor E5 (gene Adgre5). The transcript has 21 exons. Gene Ontology annotation, molecular function: calcium ion binding; G protein-coupled receptor activity. Lineage: Eukaryota; Metazoa; Chordata; Mammalia; Rodentia; Octodontidae. The coding region runs from base 73 to 2622 and encodes 849 amino acids. Gene Ontology annotation, cellular component: membrane. The record is from RefSeq and is a predicted model, not a curated record. Gene Ontology annotation, biological process: cell surface receptor signaling pathway; adenylate cyclase-activating G protein-coupled receptor signaling pathway.